This is a messenger RNA of Andrographis paniculata, 1314 nucleotides long. RefSeq lists its product as uncharacterized. The record is from RefSeq and is a predicted model, not a curated record. The transcript has a single exon. Lineage: Eukaryota; Viridiplantae; Streptophyta; Magnoliopsida; Lamiales; Acanthaceae. The coding region runs from base 1 to 1314 and encodes 437 amino acids.
AUGGACAGGAACAUUAUCGAUGCUGCAAGUGGUGGAGCUUUAGUAAAUAAGACGCCGGCACAAGCUUGGGAUCUUAUUGCGAGGAUGGCUGAAAACACGCAACAAUUUGGUUCAAGAGAUGUUGGACAUAUGAACGGAAACAACAACGACCAUGCCAUCCAAUCGAUGCAACAACAACUUUCUGAGUUGACAAGCUUUGUUCGCAAGAUGGUCGUGGAAAAAUCCAACCCGAGUGUCCAGGUCAAGGCGUGUGGAAUAUGCACGGGUGCAGGACACUCUACAGAUGCAUGUCCGACCCUCCAAGAAGAAUGUGCAGUGGAUGUGAACACUGCAAACUACGGUAUGAAUAGACCUCCAGCGUACAAUCCAUACUCCAACACCUACAAUCCAAGCUGGAGAGAUCAUCCGAACCUGCGUUAUGGAAACGCACAGCAGGGUAAUGCUCAUCAACCAUUUGGAGCUAUGCAGCAGAUGCAACAACCUCGUUUCUAUGAGAAGCAGCCGCCCCAAGCACCUACAAGCAACUUCAGUCCAUCUUUGGAAGACUUGGUGAAGUCUAUGGCUGCCAGUACCUUGCAAUUCCAGCAAGAGAUGAAGUCAACUGUCGACAAGUUACAAGGUCAGAUCAAUCAAGUGUCAGAGGACGUGAGACAACUACAUGAAAGAGGAAAGUGGUCUGCUCAGCCUGAGCCAAAUCCAGCAAAUGUCAGCACCAUCACUAUCUGCAGUGAUACGAUGAUUGAAUGUUCCUCCCGGCCUAAUACAAAGAAUACGAGUGCUAUAACCCUUCGUAGCGGAAAGGAAUUGAAAGGUCCACCUCCUAUCUCGAAGGGACAGAAUGAAGAUCAGAUUGAGAUGGAGAUUGAAAAGGAAGCUGAACUUCACGAAAAGGUUCUUCCUGACUCUGUUCCUCCUACUGAAACUAAAUCAGCUCUUUUUCCUGACAGGUUGAAGAAAACACAAAAGGCAAACAAACGAAAAGAGAUGAUGGAAAUAUUCAAGAAGGUGGAACUUAAUAUCCCGCUCCUGGAAGCUAUCAACCAAAUCCCCAAGUACGCAAAGUUUUUGAAAGAACUGUGUAUUAACAAAAGGAAAUUGCGAGGGGACGAGCAUAUUAUAGCGGGUGAGAACGUUUCUGUUGUUCUCAAAAGAAAGGUACCACCUAAAACAGGUGAUCCAGGUAUGUUUUCUAUCCCUUGUAAGAUUGAAAAAAUUGAGAUAACUAAGGCUAUGCUAGAUCUAGGAGCUGAUAUUGAUGUCAUGCCUCGAUCAAUAUACGACUCUUUAAAUCUAGGGCCUCUAAAAGAAACAUGA